CAGCGCAACUACUCAUCUCUCUUCUCAUUUUUUAUUUCAAUUUUAUUUUAUUUAUUUUUUUGAAAAUCGAAGAUCAAUCAAUAUUGACUUCUCCUAUUAAUUAUCUGCAUCAGAGCUUUAUCAGUUGAGUGAUGGAAUAUUUUGUGCAUUUUUUCUCGCUUCGUAAAUCCAUUGAUUAAUUUUAAUCAGUUGAUUAAUUUUAACUGAAUAAAACUAUUGGAAACCAUCGAUUUUUCUGUAUUUAAGUGAUUGAAAAAUGUGGACUUUGGGAUUUAUUUUUGUGCAUUUGUGGAUUUUUGGAGAUACGAGAAAUUCAUUGAUCGGGAUAACACAAGAAAUGUCAUGCUGCUCAUAUGCCACUGGGUCCUGCCGCAACGUCUGCUCUCAGAUUUCUCUGGUGGCCCUGGGAGCCGAUUCAACAGCCCGAGAAAAUUCUACUCGACAAUUGCAAGAAUUCUGUUCAACUGGUCUGACACGUUUUUGGACAUGCGUCAAUUCUACUCUUGACGAAGCUGUAAAAAAUGAAGACUGGUCGGGCCGUCAGUGCUGCCAGUUCGCUCAAUACCCGAUUUGUCGGUCGACAUGUGCCCUGGCGGGCUCCCGAGAGGGUCUGAAAGGCUCCUGCCGACCGAGUGACGAGCCAGAAUUCUAUACCUGCUUAGAAAGACGAGAGGAUGGUGAGAAAUGCUGCAGUAAUGUCGCCAACGCGACCUGCCGAACAGUCUGUCGUGAGCUAUUCGAUAAGCCCAAGAAGCCAUCGAGUCUGAAAUUUUACAGCAGCAAGGGCUGUUUUCACCAGGUGCCCAAGUGCCUGAAAAACGCAGCAGAAGCGUCGAGCGCCGAAAAUCCCAAGCAAUAUUUGCAUUGUUGUCACGAGGCACCCGACGCCCCCUGCCUAGACGCCUGUCGUCACGUCCUCCUAACAGCAGUAACAAUCAAAGACAUCUUAGACACCCUAGAGGAGAAAUGUCCGCCAGUUCAGCUCCAUUCUCCCUUCUGGAGUUGCUUCCUGCAGGCAGCCCCAAUGAAACCCUCGCGACUACCCCUGGACAUCGGGAAAUUGGGCUGCUGCUCACGCGCCACCAGUGCCAGCUGCCAGAAUCUCUGCUGGCGAGCGUUUCAGGCGGACUGGGAGGCGGCGUCAAUUCAACUGGAGUCCGAGUGCCUCCCCUCCGGCGCUGAAGGAGAACUCAGAAGGUGCCUGGAGGAGGCGGAUGAACCAUGCGAGAUGGGAUGCACUGGCUUAUCCUACUGCUCAAAUUUCAAUAACAGACCGACAACCCUAUUCCGAGCCUGUUCCGCCGAAUCGGACGCCACGGCGAAGCACGAGGUGGACCACUGGGCCCGUGGCGCGAUUAUCCGGGGUUUGGGCCUCCCCGUUCGCGUCGACCCAUCCUGCCCCGCAGAGUCCCUCAAAGCAGCCGUCUGCUUCCUCCAACUCCGCCCGUGUGAGCCCCAAGCCCACGAAACGCGUCUCUGCAGGAACGACUGCAUCGACCUUCUGACCAACUGCGUCGACUGGUCCCUAACUUCCGCCACCCAGUCCGCCGUAUCCCUCUGCUCCCGCCUGUCCCCCUCCCGUCCCGAGAUGCCUUGCAUCUCCCUGAAGCCCUUCCUCAACCCGAUCCUCCCCGAAAAAGAAAGAAUUACAAACCCCUGCCGAGAUUCCCAGUGCGCAAAAUCCGAAGUCUGCGUUCCGCAACCAUACACAGCGGACAAUGCCGCCGCCUACCAGUGCAUUCCCGGUUGUUCCCUGGGAGAGAUGUCGCACCUCCAAGUCCCGCAGAACGCCUGGGUGCAGAUCCCAAGGGAAGACCAGAUCGGCUGCCUCCGAAUCUGCCAGUGUACGCAAAAUGGCGUCGAAAAGUGCCGCAACCUCAACUGCUUUCCCGUGAACUCUUGCUUCAUCCAGAACCGCUACAUCGCGCACCGGACGAAGUUCUACCUGGACUGCAAGCCCUGUCUCUGCUUUGAGGGGGAGAUCACGUGUUCUAGGAGGCCCUGCGGGGACCAACGGGUGCCAUCCCUUCCCUGCGAAUGUCUGGCCCAUUACGUUCCGGUCUGCGGACGAUCGGGCGUCACUCUCGCUUCCUCGUGCAUCGCGAAGUGCCGGGGCCUCGAGAACGAUGACUUUGAGUUCGGGAGUUGUUCAUCCAGAGACCCUUGCGCGAGUAACCCUUGCGGGAGUGGGGAGAAGUGCUUGAGAAGGGCCCGGGUCUGUCUGGCCCCGAUCUACAAACCCUGCAAGCAGUACGAGUGCGUUCCCGCGAACUGUGAGGUGCAGAAAAAAACUUUGGGUAUACAACGCCGGGUCUGCGAUAAGGAUCACAGGGAGCACACCUCAGUUUGUGAUUUGGUAAAGAGUGGAGGGGCCCUAGGGUACUGGGGCCCCUGCCUCAGGGAGUGCAGCUUGCGAGGGCCAGUCUGCGGGAUAAACGGCGAGGUUUACGCCAAUGAGUGCGCGGCGUGGGCGGAGAAUACCAUCAUGGAUUACUUUGGGCCCUGUAUGGCGAUUGGAAGGGCCGGGGAGGGCUGCGGGGACGCGGUCCAGUGUCCGGAGACUCCUGAGGAAUGCCCUGGGGUCAUCCCACCCGGGGCCUGUUGCAGGGUCUGUGGCGCUGCUGCCAGGUUAUUCUACUCCAGGAAACAGCUCGAUCGCAUCUACUACAUGAUGGAGGAAGAACGAGACAAAGAAGCGGUGACGCUAGAGGCCCUACUGUCAGCCCUGGGCCGACAAAUCCAGAUAUCAGAAUGCGUUCUUCGUGGCGGCAUGACGCCAGAGGGCGACAUCUUCAUAAUCAUCCAACCAACCUCAAAAACCCCGUCGCUCCUCGAACAUCGAGGAUGCCUCGCCGAAAUGGAGAAGAUAGUCACUAGAAUCGCAGAGAAAAGUCCGAAAGUAAUUGCGGAAGUGCCACUGGGAUCACUAACCGGCGCAGAGAUGAUCGAUGACAAGCCAUCCUCAUGUUCAACAUGGCGGACAUCGAUACCGCUGGUCCUCCUACCAUUCCUGAUCAUCGGAGUUAUCACGUAAUUUCAUCAUCCCCUUUGUUCCCAAAAUUUGAAUGAUCAUUUGAUUUUUGGGACAAAUACUCAUCCUCAAGACUGUGAUUCUUCUAGUGCCUUACUUAAAGAAACAAUCAAUCAACCAUUGACCAAGUUUUUAUUAAAAAUUAGUUACUUUCUUGAUAGUUAUCAAUGAUUUGCCAAAGAUAUAAAGGACUAAUUUAUCUUUUCUUUACAAUGAUUGAAGACUAAAAACUGAAUGUUAAUACGCUCAUCCAUGUAAUGUACAUAAUAUAAAUAAUUUAAGUGUUUAUAUGAGAAACUAUUGACGAUUAGAUGUACAUCAAGAUAUUUUAUAAGGAUUUUAAUCAACAUAUGUUGUAGUCCAAAGAAAAAAAAAUCAUUUUAUCGUAUAGCUUUA
Diachasma alloeum is the source of this 3427-nucleotide messenger RNA. RefSeq names its product reversion-inducing cysteine-rich protein with Kazal motifs (gene Reck). Gene Ontology annotation, molecular function: metalloendopeptidase inhibitor activity; protein binding. Gene Ontology annotation, biological process: extracellular matrix organization. The record is from RefSeq and is a predicted model, not a curated record. Lineage: Eukaryota; Metazoa; Arthropoda; Insecta; Hymenoptera; Braconidae. Bases 257 to 3034 code for a protein of 925 amino acids. The transcript has 8 exons. Gene Ontology annotation, cellular component: plasma membrane.